AAGGUCCAGCUUGGUGAUCUUUUUUCUAUCUGUCAUCCUUGAUCGCACCCACCGAUUCUUUCUCCUUCCAGAUCAAAGCUCGUUCCCAGCUGCGUAUUUCCGGCCUUUUCCCAUCCGCAUACUGGUUUGGACAAGCCCUGGUGGACGUCGCCCUCUCUUGGCUCCUCCUUUUCCUGAUGAUCGCCAUCCUGUUUGGGUUCAGCCAUACCAUCCAUCUGUCGUUCCGUAACGCGGUGCUCCUUAUUGUGGAAGUUUUGGGUUACGGCAUGGCCAUGGUCCUCUAUGUUUACCUGAUCACAUUGGUGUUCGGGAGGAAGAAGAUUCAUCAUGACCGAUGGUCCUUCUUCUUCAUCUUGUCCUGUAUUCCCCCUAUAUUCUACGUGCUAAUUCGAAUCUUCAGUGCGCCGUUGGACAAAACCUAUUUCAUCUACUUGGUCUUGGUGCCGCCCAGCAAUUUGAUGGCGUUUUUUAUCGUAUUGCUGUAUCUUCAUCAAAGUUCUGACCCUGAUCUGACAUUUGUGUAUGGCUUCUUGGUGACUCCGUAUGCACAGACUAUCGUAUUCUGGGGCCUCCUGUGGUUCUUGGAAUGGUGGAUUGGAACCAGAAGUUUAAAACAAGAUCCAGUAUUCAGAUUCAGGAAGAGAGAACACCCAUUUACCCAGAAUCCCGAAGAGCUGGACGACGCGGAUGAGGACGUCCUGGCUGAGAAAGAAAGGGUUAACACUUUGAAAACAACAGAUCAGGAGGAGGAGAAGCCAACCAUCCUUGUGGACAGUUUGCGGAAAGAGUUUAAGGAGAAGUCAGGCUUCUGUAGACUCUUCAGUAGACUCUUCAGGAAGACGAAGAAGAGAACGGCCAUCAGUCACACCUCGUUCUGCGUCAAGAAAGGUGAAGUCCUGGGACUGCUGGGCCCCAACGGAGCCGGCAAGACCACAUCUGUGCUGAUUCUGGCGGGGGAGAUGAAGCCGACAGCUGGACAGGUGGUUCUGGGCAAUGCAGGAAACCCCCACAGGAAUGAAGACUCUGCAGCCUUGGGCUACUGUCCCCAACACAACCCUCUGUGGCCCAACUUCACUGUGAAGGAACAUCUGGAGAUCUAUGCCGCUGUGAAGGGCAUGAAUAAAGAGGACACAAACCGCGCUAUCAAACGGGUGAGUGAAGCUCUGGAGAUGAAGGAGCAUCUCAAUAAACCAGCCAAGAAGUUGUCAGCCGGGGUCUCCAGAAAGGUGUGUUUUGCCAUCAGCAUGCUGGGUAAUCCCACCAUCGUUCUCCUGGAUGAACCUUCAACUGGUCUGGAUCCAAAAGGACAACAAAGACUUUGGAGAGCCAUCCGAGCGGCCUUCAAGAACAGGGAACGGGGCGCCAUCCUGACCACACACUAUAUGGAGGAGGCCGAGGCUGUGUGUGACCGCGUGGCAAUCAUGGUGUCAGGAAAACUCAGAUGUAUCGGCUCCAUCCAGCAUCUGAAGAGUAAAUUCGGUAAAGAUUACCUCCUGGAGAUCAAACUGAAGGACACCCAGCAGGUCGAUGUCAUCCACCAGGAGGUCCUCCGCCUCUUCCCACAAGCCUCCAGGCAGGACAGGUUCUCCUCUUUGCUGGUCUAUAAGAUCCCAAUGGAUAACAUCCAGUCUCUGUCCCAGGCCUUCCUUCACUUGGAGAAUGCUAAACAAACGUAUCACUUCGAGGAGUACAGCUUCUCCCAGUCCACCCUCGAGCAGGUUUUCCUGGAGUUGGCCAAAGAACAGGAGAAGGAAGACUUCCACCUAGAUUCCUCAUUCCGAUGGAAACAACUGAGGAGCGAAGAGAUCUAA
Molecule: messenger RNA, 1811 nt
Organism: Staurois parvus
Lineage: Eukaryota; Metazoa; Chordata; Amphibia; Anura; Ranidae
Source: the annotation of a GenBank genome assembly